AUGAACUUUUUAUAUAAACGUAAAUCUGCUCAAGAAGAGUUUGAUGAAGAUUGUCUGGUUGAUUAUGAUGAAAAAGACAUUAUAGAUCAAAAGCCAAAGAUUUAUACUAAAUAUAAGCAAACGCUAGACAAUUUAUGCUCCAUAGAAUAUACAAACGAUGGUCUUAUCAAACGACCAAGAUGUGUGAUAGGAUCAAGGACGUGUCAUGUUCCGAUAACACAAACAGUCAUUGAAUCCAUUUUAUUAAAGCAACACUGCUGUAUAACAAAAGAAGAGGAUAUUCGCUGGUUUAAAGAUGGCAUCAAAUGGUUGGCUCAAGAACAUUAUCAAAAAUACCCAAAUAUAAACCAAGAAACAAUACAAAUAUUCGAACAGGCUUGUAAGGCUUAUUUCAGUAUCCCUCUUGAUCUCUGUGAGAAUCAUUGGGCAGCAUCUCAUGUACUGCAGCAAGCAUCCAAAUCAAACUUUUUUCAUCGCGUUUCUUUACUAAAUCGACCUUCUCUUCGUAAGAGAUCAUUCUCGUUUAUAAAGAAAUAUUGUUGUUUCUGCUUAUAA
Rhizopus microsporus ATCC 52813 is the source of this 555-nucleotide messenger RNA. RefSeq lists its product as uncharacterized. The transcript has a single exon. Lineage: Eukaryota; Fungi; Mucoromycota; Mucoromycetes; Mucorales; Rhizopodaceae. Bases 1 to 555 code for a protein of 184 amino acids. The record is from RefSeq and is a predicted model, not a curated record.